Molecule: messenger RNA, 1281 nt
Organism: Danio rerio (zebrafish)
Lineage: Eukaryota; Metazoa; Chordata; Actinopteri; Cypriniformes; Danionidae
Source: RefSeq, a predicted model, not a curated record
AUUAGGUGGUGUAUAAACUCCUGAAUACAGUUUUGUGAGCAUAGAUGGGGAGGCUGUGCAAAAAGUAUGAUUAUGUCAAUGAAAAAGGAUUUAACUAUUAUACUUACUUUGUUGAAGGCUCCUGCGUCAACUUCUUUAUUGGAGGCUCCUGCAUCAGCCUCAUCAGUUCCUGUUUUUUCUUCUUCAUCCGCUCCUGCAUCAGCCUCGUCAUUUCCCGCCUCGGCUUCUUCAUCGGCUCCUGCAUCAGCCUCAUCAGUUCCUGCCUUGGCUUCUUCAUCGGCUCUUGCAUUAGCCUCGUCAGUUUCUGCCUCGGCUUCUUCAUCGGCUCCUGCAUCAGCCUCGUCAGUUCCUGCCUCGGCUUCUUCAUCGGCUCCUGCAUCAACCUUGUCAGUUCCUGCCUCGGCUUCUUCAUCGGCUCCUGCAUCAGCUUCUGUGUCAGCUUCUGACGUUCAACCUAGAAGGUCAUCUGGUGGGUCAACACACAGUGACCCAGCACAUUCUGAGGUGUCAUUUGAGGGUUGGCACAAGAUGUGGGAGUCUGGUCUUCAUGGGCUGCCCAGUGCAGACAUACUGUGGCUUAAGGAGGAUGCUGAAAGGGGACUCUUUCAGAGGGCCAUGUCUUAUAAAGACAAACAUGGAAACAGAAAGUGGAGGAAAGUCCUGAAGGAUGACCGGAUGUGGUUUCACCCUCCAGAAUUUCCUGGAGUGGUGGAAGGAAAAGUCCCCUCAGCAGACUCCUUUUUUCGCAGAUCCGUUUUUUUCUGGAGACCAGUCGGUGUGUGGCGUUACAGUCUUCGGUGCCCAAGGUCUGACUGCCCAGCACGCACCAAUCAGAAGGCUUUUCUCUACCGUUGUGGGUAUUCAUCCACGGUAAGACAGAUCUGCCACAUGUCUGGCUGGUACUCCAUGCUGACUGAGGUCCUGGCAUGCAACGCCUGUAGAAAGGCUGCAAAGGAGUCGGAAGAGCAUACUAUUGGUCGUUUCCUGUCAUGGGAUCAGUGCAUCCUUAACCAGCUCAGUCCAGCUCACAGAGCGGUGUUUCCUGCUGUCUUGACGCUACGGCGUGGCGUGGACAAGCAGGUGAUCCGCCUGAUGAGGGAUCGCACUGAGGGAAAUACCAUGGUGAAAGUUUGGAGACAGGUGCAGGAGAGCCACUGCGAGGACUAUCUGCAGAGAAAGGACUUGUACACCACUCUUCUCAGCCAGUACAACAAACCUGGGAAGAUCACUCGUAAGUCAGAGUUAAUUGUUUUCUUUAAGGGAUAGUUCACCCAGAAAUGA